Molecule: messenger RNA, 3784 nt
Organism: Melopsittacus undulatus (budgerigar)
Lineage: Eukaryota; Metazoa; Chordata; Aves; Psittaciformes; Psittaculidae
Gene: HSP90B1
Product: heat shock protein 90 beta family member 1
Exons: 18
Coding region: 109-2493 (794 amino acids)
Biological process (GO): protein folding
Cellular component (GO): endoplasmic reticulum; perinuclear region of cytoplasm
Molecular function (GO): ATP binding; ATP-dependent protein folding chaperone; ATP hydrolysis activity
Source: RefSeq, a predicted model, not a curated record
ACGGCCGCUCCAACGGGCUCAGCGGCGGCGGCCGGUUGGUGGUGGGGUCGGAGCGCGAGGUGGGGGCGCCGGGGGCCGUUAUCGUGUGCAACCGCAGCCCACAUCGCUAUGAAGCCGGUAUGGGGGUUCGCUCUGGCGUGUACACUGCUUCUGGUCGUAUCGGUUAGAGCUGAAGAGGUGGAUGUAGAGGGGACCGUGGAAGAUGACUUGGGUAAAAGCAGAGAAGGGUCCCGAACAGAUGAUGAAGUUGUUCAGAGAGAGGAAGAAGCUAUCCAACUAGAUGGCCUAAAUGCAUCGCAGAUCAAAGAAAUCCGAGAAAAAUCUGAGAAGUUUGCAUUUCAAGCAGAAGUCAACAGGAUGAUGAAACUUAUUAUCAAUUCUUUGUAUAAAAAUAAAGAGAUUUUCCUCAGGGAACUUAUUUCAAAUGCUUCGGAUGCUCUAGAUAAGAUACGGUUAAUAUCCUUAACUGAUGAAAAUGCUCUGGCUGGUAAUGAGGAACUUACUGUCAAAAUAAAGUGUGAUAAAGAGAAGAACAUGCUUCAUGUUACAGAUACGGGUAUUGGCAUGACAAAAGAGGAGUUGGUUAAAAACUUGGGUACCAUUGCAAAGUCUGGUACAAGUGAAUUCUUAAACAAGAUGAAUGAAAUGCAGGAUGAUAGCCAGUCAACAUCUGAGUUAAUCGGCCAGUUUGGUGUUGGCUUUUAUUCCGCUUUCUUAGUAGCAGACAGAGUUAUUGUCACAUCAAAACACAACAAUGAUACCCAACAUAUUUGGGAAUCUGAUUCAAAUGAAUUCUCUGUGAUUGAUGACCCAAGAGGAAACACUUUAGGACGUGGCACAACCAUAACCCUUGUUUUGAAGGAGGAAGCAUCUGAUUAUCUUGAGCUGGAUACUGUUAAAAAUCUAGUAAAGAAAUACUCACAGUUCAUAAACUUCCCCAUAUAUGUGUGGAGCAGCAAGACAGAGACUGUUGAAGAGCCCAUUGAAGAGGAGGAAGUAAAGGAGAAAGAAGAAACAGAUGAUGAUGAAGCUGCAGUUGAAGAAGAGGAAGAAGAAAAGAAACCAAAGACUAAGAAGGUUGAAAAGACUGUCUGGGAUUGGGAGCUCAUGAAUGACAUAAAACCAAUCUGGCAGAGACCAUCUAAAGAAGUUGAAGAAGAUGAAUACAAAGCUUUUUACAAAACCUUUUCCAAGGAACAUGAUGACCCAAUGGCUUACAUCCAUUUCACUGCUGAAGGGGAAGUAACUUUCAAGUCUAUCUUGUUUGUUCCUAACUCUGCUCCACGUGGCCUGUUUGAUGAAUAUGGAUCCAAAAAAAGUGAUUUCAUUAAGCUGUAUGUUCGAAGAGUCUUCAUCACUGAUGACUUCCAUGACAUGAUGCCCAAGUAUCUUAACUUUGUAAAGGGUGUUGUGGAUUCUGAUGAUCUUCCUUUGAAUGUAUCUCGUGAAACACUUCAGCAGCAUAAAUUGUUAAAGGUGAUCAGAAAGAAACUUGUUCGCAAAACUCUUGAUAUGAUCAAGAAAAUUGCUGAAGAAAAAUAUAAUGAUACAUUCUGGAAAGAGUUUGGCACUAAUGUAAAGCUUGGAGUUAUUGAGGAUCACUCCAAUCGUACACGACUGGCUAAACUUCUUCGCUUCCAGUCUUCUCACCAUGAAAGUAACCUCACAAGCCUUGACCAGUAUGUGGAAAGAAUGAAAGAGAAGCAAGACAAAAUUUACUUCAUGGCAGGUGCCAGCAGAAAGGAGGCUGAGUCUUCACCAUUUGUUGAACGUCUUCUGAAAAAGGGUUAUGAAGUGAUUUAUCUUACUGAACCAGUAGAUGAAUACUGUAUUCAGGCUCUGCCAGAAUUUGAUGGCAAGAGGUUUCAGAAUGUAGCAAAAGAAGGAGUUAAGUUUGAAGAAAGUGAGAAGUCUAAGGAGAGUCGGGAAGCCCUGGAAAAGGAAUUUGAGCCACUCUUAAACUGGAUGAAGGACAAAGCUCUAAAAGACAAGAUUGAAAAAGCUGUGCUAUCUCAACGUUUAACCCAGUCUCCAUGUGCUCUUGUGGCUAGUCAGUAUGGAUGGUCUGGCAACAUGGAAAGAAUCAUGAAGGCUCAAGCUUACCAAACUGGGAAAGAUAUAUCUACAAAUUACUAUGCUAGCCAAAAGAAGACAUUUGAAAUUAAUCCCAGGCAUCCACUGAUCAAGGACAUGCUGAGGCGAGUCAAGGAAAAUGAAGAUGACAAAACAGUUUCAGAUCUUGCAGUGGUAUUGUUUGAAACCGCAACUUUGAGAUCAGGAUAUAUGUUACCAGACACCAAGGAGUAUGGAGACAGAAUAGAAAGGAUGCUUCGUUUGAGUUUAAACAUUGACCUGGAUGCAAAGGUGGAGGAGGAACCUGAAGAGCCUGAAGAUGCAGCUGAGGAGACCGAGCAAGAUGAAGAGGAGGUUGAUGGUGAUGCUGAAGACAGUGAAACACAGAAGGAAUCUACAGAUGUGAAAGAUGAACUGUAAGCUCCACUCAACUACUGUCCUGCAUUGGGGAGUUAAGAGGGAAUGUGAAUUAGAUUGUUGUGGUUUUUUCCACUGUAAAAUGUUGAGGGAUGGUAAUGGGGUUUAAGGGUGAAGGCGAAUUUUUUUUUAAGUUCACUUUUCUAAAAACAUUCCUCAUGAAUGUAAAUUUGUAUUAUUUAACUGACUUGGUGUAAAAUCUUGUCAUGUACAAAAUAAAAUGUUCCCAAACACCACUAAAUCUAAAUUUAUACAUAAUAAGUUCCUCCUGGGUGCUAGCACAAAGAAACAAAGGGAUUGAUUGCCUUGAGUGUUCGGGUCCUUUGUACAGCAGGCAGUUGCAGUCCUUGUGCCUGACACAGCUGCACUUAACUGUUGUAGCCUGUGACUGGGGCUAGGUUUUGGUUUAGCAAACCUGCUGUGCUGUUUAGCCAAAAUGUAACGAGUAUCUUGAGAGCUGUACUUAAAUUCAGUUGAAGUAUUCAAGAAGCUGACAUCUUAAGAAAGAUGAGAUAGGGCAUUUAUAAAUGGCAUUGGAACUGCUGUCCUGCCAACUUGCACUUGACUAGGUAUGACUUGAAUCCACUUACAGACUAGGCAGGGGUAGUUUUUAAAAACAUUUCCUUCCACUAAAUGCACCGUCCGCAGUGGUUUACUGCCUGUGAGCAUACACUGUCCUCCAUGGCAUCUGGUAGCCCCACCUUUGACUUGUAGAUACAGCAGUGCUGCUUUCCCCAUUUUUUCAAGUUAGAAACUCACCCCUUACAGUUGUUGCUCCUUUAAUGCUGUUGUUCCUGAACUUUCACUCCUGUUCUGUGUUUCUUGGCAAAGUUCUGUAGGUACUUAAUUGUCACUCAGACUAAAUCUGUUGAUACCAAGUUGUAAUGUAGACAGGUUAAACUGGAGGCACUGCUUUCUUUUCUAUUCAUUAUGUUAGCUUUAUGUGGUGGUUGGGUGAAGCACUACAUUUUCUUACUUGUGCCUCUACUUUGAAACACCUUCAUGUGGUUAGUAGAAAGUGUUUAUGCUCAAGUGUUUUGUUUGUGGUAUUUUGCUUUGCUCUGGAAGUAUUGUAGGAGUAGUAAUUCUGUACAGUGACUUCACUGCAGAAACACUCUCUGUUAACAUAAGUUUCAUGAAGUUGGCAGUUCUGCAAUCUGAAGCAAAAUACACUGUUCCAAAUUAGGUGAGGGUACUGAACACUAACGUGAAGGAGUUGAUUUCCAUUUACUUUACUAGGUUCUCCUGUAUCACCCAAAUACUGUUUCCAUGCAAUAAACACAAAUGCCAUGUA